Molecule: messenger RNA, 1892 nt
Organism: Brachypodium distachyon (stiff brome)
Lineage: Eukaryota; Viridiplantae; Streptophyta; Magnoliopsida; Poales; Poaceae
Product: anthocyanidin reductase ((2S)-flavan-3-ol-forming)
Exons: 6
Coding region: 706-1725 (339 amino acids)
Molecular function (GO): oxidoreductase activity, acting on the CH-OH group of donors, NAD or NADP as acceptor
Source: RefSeq, a predicted model, not a curated record
AGAGUAAAACAAAAAAUGCUUCUACAUUUGUAUUGUACGGCACCAAAAUUAUUAUCCAAAUUUAAAUGUAAAUGGUAAAUGUUUUUGAAAUUUCAGUGGAGCGUUCUCCCACCGAUACAUAAUAAGUGUGUCGGGUUUAAUACAAUUCUACUAAUUUUAUACUAAAUCUAAGACACUUGUUAUGAUCUGAGAAAAUACCUUUUUUUAUCAGUAGCAAAGCGUGCAGAUUUUGCCAGCAUGUACAAUCCUCGACUUAAAUUCCAAAUCUACUACUCCCUUCGACCCAUAUUACUAGUCAAAAUAUUACAUGUAUCCGGAUGUUUUUUAAACAUAUAUUCAUAUUUCAGUAAAAUUGAGACAAAUAAUAUGGGUAGGAGGGAGUAGCGACAAAUCAUUACCGGCUACUUCAUCAUUUUCUAAAGUAGCAGUAAUGCGGGUCACUUUCAGCUCCUAAACAAAAUCCUCCGUUGUUCAGAUUAUAGUAGAGCUGGCACACUUUUUACCUCAAACUUUUUCUUUUCCUGUCAACUUGCAUUUUUAAAUCGAGGGGAUAUGGUUGUACUUAGAUAGUUAGAUGCAGAGAGUGACAAGACAACAAGACCAGAGGGUCCUCACCUCUGUGCGUCAAGUCAGGUCAGGUGGGUGGACGAAGGGUCAUUCCAAUUUUUGAGGGAGAGGAACAGAGGAGCAGCCGAUCGGCCGGCGAUGUCGGCGGGUGUGGGGAGGAAGACGGCGUGCGUCACCGGAGGAAGCGGCUACAUCGCUUCGGCGCUCGUCAAGACGCUGCUCCAGAAGGGGUACGCCGUCAAGACGACGGUCAGAGAUCCUGAUGACAUGGAGAAGAACUCGCAUCUGAAGGACUUGCAAUCGCUCGGCCCCUUGGAGAUCAUCCGCGCACAACUGGACGAGGAAGGCAGCUUCGACGAUGCGGUUUCCGGGUGCGACUACGCCUUCCUGGUCGCCGCUCCGAUGAACCUCGGGUCAGGGGAUCCUGAGAGGGAUCUGAUCGAGGCCGCUGUGCAAGGGACCCUGAACGUGAUGAGGUCGUGCGCGAAAGCAGGGACGGUGAAGCGGGUGAUCCUGACGUCGUCGGACGCCGGUGUGUCGAGGCGGCCGCUGCAGGGCGCCGCCGGGCACGUGCUGGACGAGGCGUCCUGGUCCGACGUCGCCUACCUCAGAGCCCACAAGCCACCCACCUGGGCUUACGCGGUGUCGAAGGUGUUGUUGGAGAAGGCGGCGAGCGAGUUCGCGGAGGAGAACGGCAUCGGCCUCGUCACCGUGCUGCCGGUGUUCACCCUGGGCGCCGCGCCGGUCUCCAAGGCCAGGACCAGCGUCCCCGUCACGCUCUCCUUGUUGUCCGGCGACGAGGCGCAGCUGGACAUCCUGAAAGGCCUGCAGUCGGUGACGGGGUCCGUGUCGAUCAGCCACGUGGACGACCUGUGCCGCGCCCAGGUGUUCUUGGCGGAGAACGAGUCCUCUUCCGGAAGGUACAUCUGCUGCAGCCACAACACCACGCUGCUGCAGCUCGCCCGUCUCCUGGCGGACAGGUACCCGCAGUACGGCGUGAAAUCCGACCGGUUUGAUGGGUUCCCCGAGGAGCCUAGAGUGUGCCUCUCGUCCGCGAAGCUCGUCGGGGAAGGGUUCGAGUUCAAGUAUGAGAGGCUGGAGGAGAUAUUCGACGAUCUUGUGGAGUACGGCAGGGUCACGGGGAUUCUGCCUCACUGAUCCGAUGCUCGUCACUUUUGUUUGUUGAGUCAAUGACGACGUACUCUGUCCGUCCGUCUGAUAUCAAGUUUUUUAUUACAUGCAGUUAGACGUUUUUUAAACAUAUAUACAUUCAUACGAGAUCCGUUUAGUUUCCGAAAUAUACUGAGACGUAUAAAAUUGCACUC